CAACGGCCACCGGCUCCGCAACAGCUCCAUGGGGGAAACCAUCAACACCUACGAUGUCGUCAUCAGGCUGAACAACGCCCCGGUCCACGGUUACGAGCAGGACGUGGGCUCCAAGACCACCAUGCGUCUCUUCUACCCGGAGUCGGCCCACUUCAACCCCAGGACGGAGAACAACCCCGACACGUUGCUGGUGCUGGUGCCCUUCAAGCCCAUGGACUUCCAGUGGAUGGAGGCCAUCCUCAACGAAAAAAGGUUCGGAAGGGGUUUUGGAAACAACCCCCGUUGAUCUGGGACGCCAACCCGGAGCGAGUGCGCGUCCUCAACCCUUACUACAUGGAAGUAACUGCUGCUAAACUCCUCAACCUCCCCAUGAAGCAACCACGGAAGGUCAAACAG
Messenger RNA from Cariama cristata (Red-legged seriema), 396 nucleotides. RefSeq names its product CMP-N-acetylneuraminate-beta-galactosamide-alpha-2,3-sialyltransferase 4-like. Gene Ontology annotation, biological process: glycolipid biosynthetic process. The record is from RefSeq and is a predicted model, not a curated record. Gene Ontology annotation, molecular function: sialyltransferase activity. The transcript is spliced from 3 exons. Bases 29 to 286 code for a protein of 85 amino acids. Lineage: Eukaryota; Metazoa; Chordata; Aves; Cariamiformes; Cariamidae.